AAGUGUCACCAUUGACACAUGACAGAAAUCAACUAUCAUGUAAAUUUUAAUAAUAAAUCCUAAUAUUAGACCUACUCAGAUAAAACUUAUGUUAUAUUAUUUACAUAAAAUAAAAAAAAUGUCUGUUACAUUGCACAGUGAUGUAGGCGACCUUAAAAUUGAACUAUUUUGUGAUAAAUGUCCUAAGGCUUGUGAAAAUUUUCUGGCUUUAUGUGCUAGUGAUUAUUAUAAUGGUUGCCUAUUUCACAGAAAUAUUAAGGGCUUUAUUGUACAAACUGGUGACCCUACAGGUACUGGUAAAGGGGGUACAUCUAUAUGGGGUAGAAAAUUUGAAGAUGAAUUUAAAGAGGAAUUAAAGCAUAAUGCAAGAGGAAUGGUUAGUAUGGCAAAUAAUGGACCAAAUACAAAUGGUAGCCAAUUUUUUAUUACAUAUGGAGAACAACCACAUUUGGAUUUAAAAUAUACCCUUUUUGGCAGGGUCAUUGAUGGUUUUGAAGCUCUUGAUGACUUAGAAAAGAUGCCCAUCAAUCCUAAAAACUUUAAACCUUUAAAUGAAGCCAGAAUAACAUCAGUUACAAUACAUGCAAAUCCCUUAGCUGGAUAAAUAAAAUAUUUUAAGUAUU
Molecule: messenger RNA, 623 nt
Organism: Pieris brassicae (large cabbage white)
Lineage: Eukaryota; Metazoa; Arthropoda; Insecta; Lepidoptera; Pieridae
Product: peptidyl-prolyl cis-trans isomerase-like 3
Exons: 4
Coding region: 89-604 (171 amino acids)
Biological process (GO): protein peptidyl-prolyl isomerization; protein folding
Cellular component (GO): catalytic step 2 spliceosome
Molecular function (GO): peptidyl-prolyl cis-trans isomerase activity
Source: RefSeq, a predicted model, not a curated record